AUGCGAGAGUCGGCUAGCAGGAUGGCCGAACUCGAAUUCGAGGCGCCGCUUGCCCAAAUCGAAGACGCAGAUGAUUGUCUUUCUACUGCCGAUUUUCCGCAGAAGACCAUCAACGGCAAUGACAUACGGCUAAACAAUAUUAAGAAUCUCAAAAGUGGAAUUGUCAAAAUGAAAACUGACUCCAACAAAAUAAACGAUAAUGACGAACCCAAACCGGUGAAGUGUAAACAGGAUACUCUGCAAAACGGCGAAGGAGAUAAUUUCACUGAGACUUUCUCUGGCUCUCUGGAAGAUUUAGUUAACACCUUUGACGAGAAAAUAACAAAAUGCUUCGGAAAUUAUGAGGAGAGUGUGGAAAAACUGGCGCCGGUGCAGGUUCGCUCGCAGGAGGAAAUUAUGAACGAGUGCCAGUGA
Messenger RNA from Pieris macdunnoughi, 414 nucleotides. Lineage: Eukaryota; Metazoa; Arthropoda; Insecta; Lepidoptera; Pieridae. The record is from the annotation of a GenBank genome assembly.